CUCAUUGGUUUUUAGCUUUCACAAACACGUAAACUUUGAUACAUUUCAUCCAUAAUCUCUCUUCAAUGGCUGUAUCACUUCAAACCAAGUACCCUCUAAGACCCAUCACCAACAACAUUCCAAGUACGCACCGUUAUUCACUUCUCCAUGUUCGUGUCACGUGCUCUGCUACUACCACCAGGAACAAGCCUCAAGCUAAGCUUGUGGUUGAGAACCGUUUUAUGAGUCCUCCUCUUUCCAACGACCCAUCUCUCCAGUCAACAUGGACUCAUCGUUUAUGGGUUGCAGCUGGUUGCACUACAUUUUUUGCUUCUUUAUCUAAAUCUAUCAUUGGAGGGGUUGGUUCUCAUCUCUGGCUCGAACCAGCUCUAGCCGGUUAUGCAGGGUACAUCCUGGCUGAUCUAGGCUCUGGUGUGUACCACUGGGCCAUUGAUAACUACGGUGAUGAGUCAACUCCUAUAGUAGGAACCCAAAUCGAAGCGUUUCAGGGUCACCACAAGUGGCCUUGGACAAUCACUAGAAGACAAUUUGCUAACAAUCUACACGCUCUGGCUCGAGUCAUAACCUUCACGGUGCUUCCACUAGACCUUGCAUUUAAUGACCCGGUGGUUCAUGGCUUUGUGAGCACGUUUGCGUUUUGCAUAAUGUUUAGCCAGCAGUUCCAUGCCUGGGCUCAUGGAACCAAGAGCAAGCUUCCACCUCUCGUGGUGGCGUUGCAGGACAUGGGAGUGCUUGUUUCACGGAGAGAGCACGCGGAACAUCACCGGGCACCGUAUAACAACAAUUAUUGCAUAGUGAGUGGGGCUUGGAACAAAGUUUUGGAUGAGAGUAAGGUCUUUGAGGCGUUAGAGAUGGUGUUCUAAGCACACAACAUCGAACGUUUGGAAAAAAACAUAACUGCUAAAUGAUAAAGACAAGCAUAUCCACCUAUCUACCGUUUUUCUUGUUCUUUGGUCAGAGCAACUUCAAGACUCAUGUGGCCUGGUUUCCCAUCCAUGGUUUUCCUUACAAUGCCAAGGUGAUCACCAGCCAAAUCCGUCGAAGAAGGAUCUGCACAACACUUGUAACUUAGGUAGAAGAUUGCAUUAUCUGCUUUGAGCUUAUCAAGGGGCUCAUCUUCAAAAGUUUCCACAACAGCCUUGUUGAGCUCCAAGGGUAGGUCACCAUCAAAACCCUGCAGUUACAUGUGUAAGACACAACAAGUUUCAAUUUGUUAUUUGGGAGAUAACAGAUUGCAAAAAAAAAAAAGAAUAAGACUUACACGAUCUGUUUUGGAGAAGAAGGCGACUUCCAUGAGAAGUUGCAGCCAGUCAUUGUCAUGCAUCUCUGAUUCUGGCACCUGCGUAUGAAUGAAUGAUACCAACCUUUUUUUUGUCACAAUAUAAAAGUUAAAACUCCAUGAAUGAUCUGAUGUUAUUAUUACCACGUAAUAUUUUCUACUGUUA
Molecule: messenger RNA, 1445 nt
Organism: Brassica rapa (field mustard)
Lineage: Eukaryota; Viridiplantae; Streptophyta; Magnoliopsida; Brassicales; Brassicaceae
Product: fatty acid desaturase 4, chloroplastic-like
Source: RefSeq, a predicted model, not a curated record